AACAGCAAAAAGAUAAUAAUAACAAAUCACAUAUUAAAAUCACGCGCUUGCAUACAAACAGUUAUACUCAGCAAACCCGCUCCUCUUCUCCUCCACGCAACCUUCUCUCCGGCGAACUGUAACCGUCACAUUCCGGCAACUUCUCCGGUCACUUCCUCAACCAGGUUUACAACCGUCAAUUUUGAUCCGAGAUGUGAUACAAUGGUGGCUAACGCAUCAUCACGGCUUCCGUCUCCGUCGAAACCGAAGCGUUCGCCGUUGUCACCUUCCGAUGCUGAUAACAACGGUUAUUCUCUGCCACGUGGACCGAAAUAUAGAGAGGUUAGUUCACGAUACUUGUCUUCUACUACAAUGACGUCAUCUUCAUCGUCGUCGUCGUCGUUGUCGGUUUCUUCUACUACAACGACGUCGUCUUCGAAUUCGAUUUGUACGCCGAUGAGGCGGUUUCCGUCGCCAUUAGUUUCGUCGACGACGAAUAGUAAACGAGCUCAGUCUGCGGAACGGCGUCGUAUUGCGACUCCAUUAGUUUCGUCGACGAAUCUGAUGACGCCGGCGGUGGAGAUGAGUAGUAAACGAGUUCAGUCUGCUGAACGGCGUCGUAUUGUGACUCCGUUAGUUUCGUCGACGAAUCUGAUGACGUCAGCGUCGACGGAGAAUAGUAAACGAGCUCAGUCGGCAGAACGGCGUCGUAUUGUGACUCCGCGGAUAGGCGAGAUGAUGGCCGGUGAGAAGAUGUUAACGAAAACGCCGGUGAGGAGUUUAUCUGUCUUGUUUCAAGGGAAUUCGGUUGCGUGUCCGGCAAGUAAGGUGUUGUUGAAGUCGUAUUCUGGUGGUUCUAAUAAUAAUAACAGACUCGGUACACCAGAGAGGAAGGCUGCGACUCCUGUUAAGAAGUUAGGGGAUUCGAAGCCUAUUGAUCAGCAGCGGUGGCCGGGGAGAUUAAAAAAAAAGGGUAAUUGCACGGUACCCCUGACCGCGGAAGGGAUCUCCCUUCCCAGUUCACCACCCGACAAGGAUCCCUGGCGGUAAAUACCCAUAGCCAUCAAAGAGGGGUAAGAAACAUGUUUCAAACCCGAGACCUCAAGUGUCCUCGGUCCGGCUUUAAAGCGGGUGUCGGUGGCCACCAAAGUGGCACUAAUGGGAAUUGAACUUGGGUCUCCAUUGGAGAACCCAAGUCACUCCACCACUAGGCCACUUGUGGUGGUU
Molecule: messenger RNA, 1206 nt
Organism: Helianthus annuus (common sunflower)
Lineage: Eukaryota; Viridiplantae; Streptophyta; Magnoliopsida; Asterales; Asteraceae
Product: QWRF motif-containing protein 2-like
Exons: 2
Coding region: 202-1029 (275 amino acids)
Biological process (GO): centrosome cycle; spindle assembly
Cellular component (GO): centrosome; cytoplasm; nuclear microtubule
Molecular function (GO): microtubule binding
Source: RefSeq, a predicted model, not a curated record